UGCUUUCCUCUUGUCAACAUCUAAGAACAUCUAAGAAGGAUGAUUGAGGAUGGACUUGGAAUGGAGGAGGUUCUCUCUUGAAGCCCAAAGACAAUCCAAACAUCUCCAUAAAGCAUUUGUUGGUUUGAAGAGAGAUCACUCCCAUGGCAAAAAUAAAGGGGUUCUUUAAAGGGAUUAAGUAUUUUUCCCAAAUCUUUGUUGCUAAAGAACAUGAGAUGGAGAUUGGGCACCCAACAAAUGUUAGACAUGUUGCUCAUGUGGGUUGGGACAAUGCAUCAGUGCAUGCUCCAAGCUGGAGUUCAAGCCAUCAUCUGAUUUCUCUUCAACAACUGUUGGGAAACUUUGCUGGUGCUUCUAGAGAAUCCUCAUGGGCUUCUGAAGAUUUUGAUCAACCAAGAGGACUUCAACAACUUUCAUUGAUGUUCAAGGGUGAUAAUUCUAAGCCAGAAAUCCCAAGACCUCCUAAGAUGAGAAAGAGGAAGAAGACCAAAUUCUCAUUUCCUUCAUCAUCAACAAGAUCCUCAUCAAAGCCAUGAACAAAAAGUUCAGUUUUCAUUUUGAGAGAAACUGUUUCUAGUUUAAAUUCCCCCAAGUAAACUCUCUUUUGUUCAUUUAU
Messenger RNA from Dioscorea cayenensis subsp. rotundata (Guinea yam), 616 nucleotides. Its product is annotated as CRIB domain-containing protein RIC10-like. The record is from RefSeq and is a predicted model, not a curated record. The transcript has 5 exons. Bases 144 to 536 code for a protein of 130 amino acids. NCBI's taxonomy places the organism in Eukaryota, Viridiplantae, Streptophyta, Magnoliopsida, Dioscoreales, Dioscoreaceae.